Molecule: messenger RNA, 1489 nt
Organism: Calidris pugnax (ruff)
Lineage: Eukaryota; Metazoa; Chordata; Aves; Charadriiformes; Scolopacidae
Gene: CXCR5
Product: chemokine (C-X-C motif) receptor 5
Exons: 2
Coding region: 1-1116 (371 amino acids)
Biological process (GO): B cell activation; chemotaxis; immune response
Cellular component (GO): membrane
Molecular function (GO): C-X-C chemokine receptor activity
Source: RefSeq, a predicted model, not a curated record
AUGGGGCCUGUCAGCUACUCAUCAGAGACCUAUGACUUGAGCCAGGUGGAGCUGAGUGGUUACUACGAAGCCGAGAACAGCACCCCAUCUUUGGAGGGCUACUUUUGCUUCAACCCAGCCUCAUCUGUGGUUGGCAACCAGAGAGACCCGUUCAGAAAGGUCUUCAUGCCCGUCAUCUACCUGCUGAUGUUCGUCUUGGGGACUGUGGGCAAUGCCCUGGUCCUGGUCAUUUUAGAGAGGUUCAAGCGGUCUCGCACUACCACAGAGAACUUCCUCUUCCACCUCACCCUGGCCAACCUAGCGCUGUUGCUCACCUUCCCCUUCAGCGUGGUGGAAAGCUUGGCCGGGUGGGUAUUUGGGAAGUUCCUCUGCAAGGUCCUCAGUGCUGUCCACAAGAUCAAUUUCUACUGCAGCAGCAUGCUGCUGGGGUGCAUCGCGGUGGACCGCUACCUGGCCAUCGUCUACGCAAUCCACACCUACCGCAAACGCAGAGCUCGCUCCAUCCACCUCACCUGCACAGCUGUCUGGCUCUGCUCGCUGCUUUUGACCUUACCCGACUUCAUCUUCAUGGAAGUCUGGACAGAUGACAGCAACCGCAGCAUUUGCUAUUUUCCAGAGGUUGGGAUCGAUGGCAACAAUGUCUGGCUGGCAACCCGCUUCCUCUACCACACCGUGGGCUUCUUUGUGCCCCUGCUGGUCAUGUGUUACUGCUACAUGGCCAUCGUCCGGGCUUUGUGUCAGUCCCAGCGCCUGCAGAGGCAAAAGGCUGUCCGCGUGGCCAUCCUGGUCACAGGCGUCUUCCUGCUCUGCUGGAGCCCGUACCACAUCGUCAUCUUCCUGAACACACUUACCAAGCUAGAAGCUUUCACCAAGAACUGCCUCCUGGAAGACCAGCUGGACACAGCCAUCAUGGUGACAGAGGCCAUUGGCUUCACGCACUGCUGCCUCAACCCCAUCCUCUACGCCUUCAUCGGAGUCAAGUUCCGUAACGACUUCUUCCGGAUCCUGCAGGAGCUCGGCUGCAUCAGCCAGGAGACCCUGCAGGAGAUCCUGGAGGUGGCGAGGAAGGGCAGUGGGAUCGAGUCUGACAACACCACCUCUAUCUCCACUUUCUAAUUGGGAAAGGCUGUCUGCAGGGCAGAACCGGCCUGGGGCUUGCCUUCCCAGUGGCACAUGUGCUGUGACCUCGCUCCCAAGUUUCACAAGCGUCCCCACCGCUUUUUUUCACUCCUCAGGAAGCUGAGGGCUGGUAGCCACCAAACACCCAAAGCCCACCAGAUACUUUCCCUGGCUCCUUCUGGUUCUCCUGCAUGUAGAAAUCUGUCUGGCAGCUGUUGGCGAGUGCUGGUUGUCCAACCGUUGCUCUGGCAGGGCCGGAUGAACCAGAGCAUGUUGAACCUGACGUUUCCACUUCUCCCUCGAAAAACUGACUGCAGGCGUCCUGUGCACAGAGCUGGGCACGAGACUGGGGUGCCGGGAGUGAGUAAAA